This is a messenger RNA of Trichosurus vulpecula (common brushtail), 1699 nucleotides long. RefSeq names its product tripartite motif-containing protein 43-like. The record is from RefSeq and is a predicted model, not a curated record. The coding region runs from base 470 to 1570 and encodes 366 amino acids. The transcript is spliced from 8 exons. Lineage: Eukaryota; Metazoa; Chordata; Mammalia; Diprotodontia; Phalangeridae. Gene Ontology annotation, molecular function: zinc ion binding.
AGACUGGUAAGGCUCGAGAUACGCAGCGCCAGUGCAAAAGACUCCUAACCUUGACCUGGCUUUAAAACUAAACAGGCUUGCUGUGUGUCCGUCCCAGAACUCCGAGUUCCAAGAGAGGGACUCAGCGUUCUACGUUCGCAAAGGAAAGCUGUAUCUCCCUCGCCGGUUUUCCCAGGAAGAAGGAUCGAAAGCUAGGUUCCCUCGUGACUCCGGCGAGCUCUCCAUUUUCCAUUUGCCUCUCGGCUUGGUUUAGACGCCACAAACAUCAGACCUCUCCUGGGAUAAGCAGAUCGCCUGAAAUCUCGUCGCCAGAUAACAGCUUCGAGGGCAGUUCCUUGCCACGUCCUCUUACCCUUUGACGGUGCCGUUCUGCACAUUCUCAGGGGCAGUUAAAAGGGAGUUGAAGAGCCCACAUCUUGAGUACACAGCCCAGCACGGACUAUCUCAGAGCUGGCCCUCUACACCAAGGAUGUUGGAUGGUGAUGUGCAACCCUUUAUCUGUGUUAACUGCUGGGAUGAAGUCUCUAAGUCAAUUACCAUUGAAUGUGGACAUAAAAUUUGCAUGUCUUGCUUCUGGAAGAAAUCCUCUUCAUCUUCAUGCUGCACUUCAUGCUGGGAAUUCUCCCACCUGAAAACUCUUCAACAUGACAUUGUCAUGUACCCUGAAGGAGAAGGCAUGUGUGAGAUACACAGGGAAGAACAGAAGUAUUUCUGUGAUGCGAACAGGACCUUACUGUGUGUGACCUGCUCUAAAUCAGAGGAGCACAUACAUCACAUACAUUGGCCCAUUUCUGUGGCCGCUCUGAGCUACAGGAAAAAAAUAAAGUUAUAUCUGGCAAUCUUGAACAACCAUCAAAAAAAAAUUCAGGAACUUCUGUUUCAAGAGAAAGAGAGAUCCCUGGCAUGGAUUAUCAAAUGCAAUGACUACAGAGAUAUUCCCAAAAAAAUAUAUGAGCAAAAAGUUCACGUAGUACUUAAAUACAUGAAGGGGAAGGAGAAGAAAUUGGAAAAGGAGGAACUUAUUCUAGAGAAGAUAGAGGAGAAAUUCAACGAGCUUUAUCAGAAGCUAAAGAAGACAGAGGCUACCCAGGAAUGUAAAAUCCUGGAGCAAAAGAAGGAGUGGGAGACCAUGAUGUACAGCCAAAGCAGACUCUUAACGGACACAAUCACUGAGCUGCAGGAACAGAAUCAGAAACCAGACUUGGAAAUGCUGCGGGAUGUGACAGCAAUGAUGGAAAGGGGUAUGAGACGGUACAAUCUGAAACCUUUCAUUCCAAGAGUGGAUACUUUUUAUCUCAUGGUGGUAGCUGACUUUUUAAAAUUCUAUCACAGAUUUAAACUGUUGGAGAACUGCAAUCACUACACCUUGUCCGACGAUAAAAAGAGGACUAUCACAUUUAUAAGUGAUUCCUCAGGAAAUACAUCAGCUGUUUACACAACUGGCAAUGUUGAAGCUGAGGCCAUCCAAGGAAGAGAAUUGCUAAAUCUUUGGUCCCAGGAUAGAAUUGUCGACAAAGAAGGAUGUGCAAGAAAGAUCACCAUUGCGAGUGGUUUCAUUUCGUCAAGAUAACUAAUCUUAAGUCUCUUUACGUCCAGUCAAAAAGCAGUAUGUGCAAAUGGCUUUGCAUCUGAGUUUGGGGUAUCUCUGUAUAUAUGGUUUUGAAUCUGUUGUAUUUAAUAAAUUUCACUUCUUGGGAAA